Cercopithifilaria johnstoni is the source of this 741-nucleotide messenger RNA. The record is from the annotation of a GenBank genome assembly. Lineage: Eukaryota; Metazoa; Nematoda; Chromadorea; Rhabditida; Onchocercidae.
AUGUUGACUGGGAUUACACUUCUUCACUUGGCAGACGUAACUAACUGUUCACUUCAUUUUCGUUACCGCGCCGUUUAUCUGAAUGUUGAUGACCAUUUUCAAGAUUUAUUUACUUUGAUAAGAAUGAAAUGGAAGCCAGAGAUUCAGUUGCUUCAUCUGACCUAUGGUCAUAUGGAGCAACAUUCAUCCUCAUUAGAUGACUGCUUGCCUGAUCACAAAAUGCAUUGUUGUCCGGAAGGAAGUGCAAGUGGACACAGGAACUGUAGACAUGCAAACAAUAGGCUUCUGCAAAUAAAAGAUCGACCAAUAUCCGAAGAUUGGCAAUGGGUCAUUCAGCAAAUGUCCCGCCAAAAGGGGCUGGACUCCGAUUCACCUUGCCAUGGUUUAGGUUACUUGAGUACCUUUUCAAUUCAAAUAGAUGAUCUAUCCACAGACCAGUCAUAUCGAGCCCAUCUCUAUGGCACCGGCAAUAUUAGCUUUCAUCCAUCAUUCACGAGAUGUACUGUAAUGACUAAUGCCGUCGUAUGUAGUGUCACUAUCCCAUUCCGUAGCCGCCAUCGUCAUGAAGUAGGACAAGUGAGAUUGAUUUUCACUGGUACCUUUGCAGUAUGUAGUUACCAUGUUGAUCGAUCUCCAUUGUUCGCGUUCACUUCACUCUUGAUAACUGACAUGUCUGUUAAGCGGACGGUGCUGAUGCUGAUCUGCAAAGAGCGAGCAUUACCAAUUGUCAACAGCGCAUGA